Molecule: messenger RNA, 3906 nt
Organism: Cheilinus undulatus (humphead wrasse)
Lineage: Eukaryota; Metazoa; Chordata; Actinopteri; Labriformes; Labridae
Gene: impg1b
Product: interphotoreceptor matrix proteoglycan 1b
Exons: 22
Coding region: 351-3773 (1140 amino acids)
Biological process (GO): visual perception
Source: RefSeq, a predicted model, not a curated record
CCUGAGCCAAAAUAUUCAACCGGUGCAUCGUCUCUCCUUCCUGCGCCUCUCCUCCCUCCGUCGCUCCCUCUGCUCAUCCAUCCAUGCAGUCACCUCGGCUCUUUGCAGGGCUCCGACGGCAUCCAGGGAACUAACUGCUGCUGGAGAACUGAGCCAGAGCGUAGACGGGAGUGGAUUGUACUCCCUCCUUUAGUGCGUGCUAACGAGCUAAAGUCAGCACCAAUGAGGAGACUUUUGCACACUCUGCUAAUGGACUCGCGAUAAAGAGACUCUGGAUUUUACUUUUGUUUGCAGGAGUGACUUCACAAAUGACAACUUCAGGGCUUGAAAACCACAUAAAUUAGCCCACCAUGCUUUUGAAGUCAGGACUUUUCCUCUCUUUGUGUCUGUUUACCCUUCAAGCAAGUCAAAUCAAAGAACUUCAAGACAACAGCUUUUCUGGACUCAGGGAUGUGAAGUACCGUCACUUUUUACAAGCCUCCAGACCGAUCAGACACACGGCAAAUGUCAGAGCAGAGCAGGGCAGACAUCGGACGAAAAGGUCAGCAAUCUUCCACACAGGGGUCAAAGUGUGUCCUCAGGAGACGAUGAAGGAAGUCAUUGGCAGCCAUCGGACCUACUACAAACUCAGAGUUUGCCAGGAGGCGAUUUGGGAAGCAUUUCGGAUCUUUUUUGACAGAGUCCCUGACUCAGAAGAAUACAGAUCCUGGGUGUACACCUGCCAGCAUGAAAACCUCUGCAUGGAUGACCUGGCGAGAAACUUUAGCAGUGCUCAGGAGCAUCUUGAUAUGGUGGCCAGAAGAGUGGCCAUGGCAGCUGAAAUCGAAGGGGUUGAAACAGGAACCCCAGAUCCUGAUAGGGAAUGCACCUGGACACCCCAUUUGCUUAUGCUGCCAACUGGGACUGAAGUGAUCCAAGAAGACAUGAAAAUGGAGAAUUUCGAGUACAUUGUGGAGUUUAGCAUCACAGUUGUGGACCCGACAUACAACGAUGUGCUGAGUGACCCAGAGGCCCUACAUGCCAGUGACAUCACACGAGAGCUUACAAACAAGAUGCUUCACGUGUUUGAAAAAAUUCCAGGAUUUAAAGAGAUUCAAGUUCUGGGAUUUCGCUCUGAUGAUGUGUCUGUGCGAGUGGUCUUUAAUGGAGACACGGAUCUCACUGAUGAUGCUGAGGUUCUUGAGGUGCCAGAAAUAGACGAGGACGUAAACGCUCCUAAACUGAGGUUCAUCAUAGUGAGGGCCUUAAAAGAGGAACCAUCGCUCCCACUGGACAUAAGGACACUCAACUUUGAGGCUUUUACCACAGUGUAUCCAGUUGCUGAGCUCGGCAUAAAUCCCGUUGACAGCGCCAUCUCUGGGGACUACACCACGCCAGCGCCCAUAGAAGACAACAAUCCCACUCCAAGUUUCCUCCCCACUGUAGCCGUGAUAGAAAACUACUACACCACUGUUACAAGUGAACCAGAACCACACACCUUUGUGCCUUUCAUCCCAAACGUCGUCCCAGAAAUGACACCGCCGGCCACAGAUGAGACUCCUCUCAUGGCCUCUGUUGAGGAAUCCACAGAAGAUAGCACUGAGGAGCCGAGUGGCAUCGCAACACCGGACACCAAACAGGAUGAUGAGAGUGUAGCUGAAGUGGAAGAACAGCUGACUGACGUUGUUCCUGAGCUAGAAGAUGUGGUCAAUGAGGAACAACCUGCCGAGGUCUCCAAUGACCUGCCUGAGUUUACUGAACCAACAUUUACUGAGAUUUCUGUUGUAGAAGCAACGAUCCCGGUCUACACCACAGCAGCUCCUGAUCAAAUUGUCCAAGAUUUACCUGAUUUAGCUGAAGAUGCACAUGAGGAACAUUCUGCUGAGGACACCAAUAAACUGCCAGAUCCCACCGACGCCCCAGUAACUGAGGCGACUGUCAUUGAAGCAACAGUCCCAGUCUACACGACUGCAUCUCCUGAGCAAACUACCCAAGAAUUACAUGAGUUAGCUGAGGAUGCACAUGAGGACCAUUCUGCUGAGGACACCAAUGAGCUGCCAGAACCCACGGAUGCCCCAAUUACUGAGAUGCUGGUUAUCGAAGCAGCAGUCACAACCUCCACAACAUCAUCUCCAGAGCAAACGACCCAAGGGUUACCAGCGCUGGCUGAUGGGGUCAAUGAGGAGAACACACCUGAGAUUACCAAUGACCUACCAGAGUUCACGGAGCCCACUUUUACUGAGACACCCAUCAUAGAAGCGGCCGUCACAGUCUCUACACCAUCACAUCAUGAGCAUGCUGUCCAAGGCAUUGAACCAGAUUCAGAUGCAGUGCUCGUGCAACCCCCCAUAGAGAGCGGGGAAGCCCCCCAGGACCAAGAUGAGUCUGCUGGAGGGUACAGUGGAGUGACCCCAGCCUCCAUAGAAUUGCCUCCUGUGAACUCAGACAAUCAAGAGGAUGUCGGGAGCAGCGCAGUGACUCCUGAGGAAGUGAUAAUAGAGCCAGAAGAAGACAGCAGCACUGCAUACCCCUCAGAGUCUGACGAGCGGCCGUAUGGAUCCACAGCAGCACCGGCCAUGAGGCUAGCCAGCACCCCGCUGGUGACCACGGUGGAGAAGAGCAAAGAGUUAGUGGUUUUCUUUAGCUUGAGGGUGACUAACAUGAUGUUUUCUGAAGACCUGUUCAACAAGAGCUCCCCAGAGUAUAAAUCACUGGAGAAUACCUUUCUGGAGCUGACACAGCACUCUGGGCCCAGAAAAUCCCAGAACCCUGGAGCUUCCAGUAAAACUGGGGUUGGGAGACAGACAACUUUAGCCUCCAUACCGCUUCUGCCAUACCUCCAAUCCAAUUUGACUGGAUUUAAGCACUUGGAAAUUCUUAACUUCCGUAAUGGGAGUGUUGUGGUUAACAGCCGGAUGAAACUGGAUAAACCUGUACCUUACAACGUCACUGAAGCAGUUCACUGUGUGCUCGAAGACUUCUGCAGUGCAGCAUCGAAACGACUAGACAUCGAGAUUGACAGCCGCUCCUUGGAAAUCGAGCCAGCUGACCAAGCAGACCCCUGCAAGUUCCUGGCUUGCAAUGAGUUUUCCCGCUGCGUGGUGAACAGUUGGACCGAGGAGGCCGAGUGUCUGUGCGAUCCAGGGUACAGCACUGUGGAUGGCCUGCCCUGUCAGAGCACCUGCACUUUAGAGCCAGACUACUGUCAGAACGGAGGCCUGUGUGAAAUAAUCCCUGGACAUGGAGCCACCUGCAGAUGCCCUGUAGGCAAAUACUGGCACUACCAUGGCGAACGCUGCAGCGAGAUGGUGACAAUGCCAGUGGACCCUUCGCUCAUUGUAACCUGCCUCGUGGGAAGCCUCUGCCUUGUUUGUGCCAUCAUUGGCCUUUUGAUAUUCAUUAACAAGAAAUGUAUAAAGCCCAAAAAGACUUUAACUUUGGUGAACACCCUUUCACCUUAUGCCUUUGAGAAUACUUUGAGGGUGAACCCAGUAUUUGAGAAUGAUGAUGGUGCCUUAAGUCAAGUGUCCACAUAUCCAUGUUCUUCAAGUUCUUCUUCUUCCCAAUCCCAACAGUCUGAACAGGAACAUUUUGCCACUAUUGAAAAUAUACAUCUGAGUAUUGAGAUCCCCAGACAGCUCUACACAACAAGAUCGGAAAAGUUAGUCUCGGGAAUGGUCGACUUCCAUCACUGCAUACCGCAUGAUGAGACUUAUCGUCACCCAAAUGAAUACAGGACAUGCUGGUUUUUAACGCCGUCUGACAACGAAUUUUCUGAAGUCACGGAUGUUUGAUGACAGCUCUGACCACCGCCAUGUUGAAAAAGCACACAGCAAAGACUGAAGUUACUGUUUAACUGUAUGUGGAGGCAUUAAGGAGUAUAGAGCAGUUAAAUGGUGAUAAAAGUGUUGAGAUUAAUCCUUCAUA